This is a messenger RNA of Ostrea edulis (European flat oyster), 1155 nucleotides long. RefSeq lists its product as uncharacterized. The transcript is spliced from 5 exons. Lineage: Eukaryota; Metazoa; Mollusca; Bivalvia; Ostreida; Ostreidae. The coding region runs from base 35 to 679 and encodes 214 amino acids. The record is from RefSeq and is a predicted model, not a curated record.
GUCUGAGACACUUUUGACACAUUGAAAUUCAGAAAUGCUGGGAAAACGCGGAUUUCAGUCAGUUAAAGCGAUCCAGCGUUACGGCAAGGUUUCUUUGGCCCAAAGAAGACGAUGGGAAGCUGCUUUACCAAGACACCAGACGUCGGAUCAUCUGUAUCCGCAGACGCAUGACAUCUGUUCAGGUACGUGUAUCCCUAAUAUUGCGGAUGUUGACCAUGAAGAGGUUGUGGCGGAACAGAUGUUGAAAUCCACUAAUGAUUGGAGACAUGGGAGGACAGUUGUAGAAUUAGGGGUGUUGGCAGAUGCUCUAAAGGCUUGUCUAAACUGUGGAAUGCCAUUGCAGCUCACUCAUGCUGUUGAUAUCCAGAAUUAUGGACUAUCGGCUAUCAUUAAGAUACCUUGUUCAAAUACAUGUUGUCAAUACCUGAACAAUGUGCCCACAGGAAAGAAACAUGGAAGAGUGUGGAAUGCAAACACAAAACUAGCAGCUGCAAUGGUUCACUCAGGAUUGGGAGAGAGACAAGUUAAUAGCUUUCUUUCAUCACUAAAUAUACCAGCAGUCAGCCACAAAACCAUUUCCCGUCGCCAGACAGAAAUGGGAACUGUAGUCCAGUCCGUGGCCAGGGAAUCUACAGAAAUGGCACUAAUGGAAGAGAUAGAAUUAACAGAAAAGUUUUGAACAUGAUCUCUCCAGCAGGGAUAUGUUUGAUGAUGGUUACCAUGGAAACGAACUCACGGACCUAUGUCAAAAAUUUCUUUUUCUGAUAGAAUAGACAUAAUGCUAUGUAUUUCACUCAAUUUUAGAAUUUUUUAAUUAUUCUGAUGCCAAUCAUACCCUUCCGUUUUUUACAGGUUUUUAAUAUGAUCUCUCCAGCAGGGAUAUGUUUGAUGAUGGUUACCAUGGAAACGAACUCACGGACCUAUGUCAAAAUUUUCUUUUUAUGAUAGAAUAGACAUAAUGCUAUGCAUUUCACUCAAUUUUAGAAUUUUUUAAUUAUUCUGAUGGCGGUCAUACCCUUCCGUUUUUUUUACAGGUUUUGAACAUGAUGUCUCUAGCAAGGAUAUCUUUGAUGAUGGUUACCAUGGAAACGAACUCACGAACCUAUGUCAAAAAUGUCUUUUUCUGAUAAAAUAAAUAUAAUGCUAUACAUUUCA